AUGGAAGCCUCCCACCCCGGCUGGAACACCAGCUUUCACGCCCAGCUCGUUGGCAUGGGUAUCACCACAUCGUCAAAGGCCUCCGUCUUGACCGACGAGCCGGAGAGCUACGGAUGCCUGACCGAUAGAGUUUCCUUGACCUGGUCAAGGGAGAUUGCCCAAGGCAUUGAUUACCUCCGACGGGUGUCGGGGAUGGCAAAGAACAGGCCCGGACCGGGCAACUGCGGGAGGGUGAGCUGCAAUUGGAAUGCGGCUAUUUGGUUUUGCAACGAUAACAAGUACGAGAAAGAGGUUGAGUGGAACUCGAUUGCAGAUGGAGCGGAGUGGGUGCUGGAUAGAUGCACAAUAAAGCAGCAGUGGGUGGCUGGGGUGUCGACGUAUACGGAUGGAUGGAACGUACGGGUUAGAUCCGACGUGUGUUAA
Messenger RNA from Podospora anserina S mat+, 423 nucleotides. RefSeq lists its product as uncharacterized. NCBI's taxonomy places the organism in Eukaryota, Fungi, Ascomycota, Sordariomycetes, Sordariales, Podosporaceae. The coding region runs from base 1 to 423 and encodes 140 amino acids. The record is from RefSeq and is a predicted model, not a curated record. The transcript has 2 exons.